CGAUAAAAAAGAAGAAGAAGUGUUUCGUUUUAUAGUUAAUAACAUGGAUCGUAACCUGUACAAUGCUGCUAGUGAAGGCAAAGUUGAUGUCCUCCGGCAACACUUUGAUCAACUAGAAAGCCAAGCCACUGCCAAUAGAAACACUGCUCUCCACGUGGCAGCCCAAUUCGGCCGAUCGCAAUGUGUGGCCGCGAUCCUAGAAGUGUGCCCCUCGUUGUUGUUACGCCGAGUGAACAACAGAGGGGAAACGCCACUUCAUAUGGCGGCGAGGGAAGGGAACCCUGAAAUAGUCGAAGUGCUCAUUGAGAGUGCGAAAAAGAUGGAGCAAGAACUUGAAAGCUGCUUGGGUGGGGAAGCUAAGAAGAUGUUAAGGGCGACCAAUGUUGACGGAGACACGGCCUUGCACAUGGCGGUGCGGAAUUGCCACAUGGAAAAGGACAAGCACUUGGAAAUGGUCAGAUUGUUAACCAGAGAAGAACCUGAGUUUCAACAUCCCACCAACAAUGCUAAGGAAACUCCACUUUACCUGGCUGCUGAGCGAGGUAGCGAGGACAUAGUGGUUACGCUCUUGGAAAUUUGCACAUCACCAACUUAUGGCGGCCCUGGUGGAAGAACAGCAUUGCACGCGGCAGCACUUAAAGAUCACUUCACAGGUCGACUUACAAAAGCAUUGUUGGAAUGGAAGAAAGAUCCAAUCAAUCAAGCAGAUGAGUAUGGGUGGACACCACUUCACUAUGCUGCAUGCAAUGAGAGUGGAAAGGGAUCAGUUAAGGAACUACUAGAAAUGGAUAUAUCAGUGGCAUUCAUUACCACUACAAACAAGGACGGUCUGGAAACAGCUCUUCACAUUUCCGCAGCUCAUGGGCACGUAGAUGUAAUGAAAGAGCUUUUAUCAUACAAUCCAGAUUGUUGGGAGAUGGUCAAUAGUAAAGGGCAGAAUGUCCUUCAUAUUGCUGUAGACAUGAACAGGAACUCAGUGAUUUAUUUUAUAUUAUGUCAGUCCUGGGUUGGGCAACUUAUAAACCAAAAGGACAGUGAAGGUAACACACCUCUCCACGUACUUAUUGCUUCCGAUUGCAAUGCUGAUGAGCUAUGGGAGCUGAAACAGCUAUGGUGGCAUCGUAGAGCAGAUCAUCAUGCUUUCAAUGGCAAAAACAUGACUCCCGUGGAUUUAGUGUGGUCCAAUCUUAUGGAGGAAAGGAUGUCGACCUUCACUGCAACAUACAUUAUGGUAAGUACAUAUGUUCUCAUUGCAUGAUGACAUCACUGUUAGAAGCAAGCGUUCCAUUUUGUUAUGCCUCUUCUUCAUCAUCCAAUCAAUACAUAGAAGCACAGUACUCGUGCUAUGGACAUGAACAAAGAAAAUUUUGUUAUAGAUCAAAAUUUUAGUAGGAGAAAAGUUUGAAAAUAAGAGAAAAUUUGUGAGAAAGAAGGAAAAAUAAUAAUCAUUGUUGAGGAUAAAUCAAGUAGGGGAAAAGGUUAAUCGAGAGAGCUUCUUUCUACUUUUAGUAAAUAUAGUUGCUUAAAGCAACUCCAACUUGCAGUAUUUCAUGUUUAUUGUAUUGUUGAUUCGUUCUUUUAACCGAGUAUAAAAGCGCUUGAGUGUGGACCUAACUCGGAUAUUUAGCUCCGCACUAGGGAGCCGUUAAAAGUGCUUAAACAUGAUCCUAAGUGGGGAAUUCAGCCCCAGAUUGGGGGGCCGUGAAACGCAUUUGAGUAUGCAAUUAAAUCGAUCAUUUAAACUCCAUACUGGGGAGCAGUGAGUAUGGAGGGUUUACCAAAACACUCGAAAAAUUCGAAAAAGCACUUAGGCUAAGCACAGAGAAGCUUAGGCCUGAGCAAACGACAAGUGCUCAAAAGCAUGAAACAGCUAAGUACGAAAAAACGUAGGAUUAGGCGACAAGGGAUGCGUACGAAAAAACUUACGAUUAGGCGACAAGUGAUGCCUGAGCAACGAAUAUUGCUCGAUGCUAAAUACGAAUUAAUAAACUUAGGAUUGGGUAACGAAUGAUGCCCGAGCAACGAAGAAUGCUCAAUGUCUGAAAUGGCUAAGUGCGAGUUAACUUGGGCCUGGGCAACAAGUAAUGCCUGAGCAGCGAAUAUUGCUCAAAGCUAAGUACAAAUACACUUGGGCAGGGACAGCGAACGGUGCCCGAGCAACAAGUAUUGCUCAAAGCUAAGUACGAAUACACUUAGGAAGGGGCAGCGAACCCGAGCAACGAGUAAGUACGAAUACACUUAGGAAGGGGCAGCGAACCCGAGCAACGAGUAUUGCUCACAGCUAAGUACGAAUGAACUUAGUCCUAGGCAGCGAAUAGUGCCAAAUGGUAAAAUAAAGUACGAAAAGACUUAAAUAUGGCGCCCAAGUAGUGAGCAUUACUCGGGAGAGGGAUAGUAUGGAAAAGUCAAAGAAAUAUACAAAUGAAAUCAAGAACUAGAGAGAAGAAAUACAGUAGAGAGAGAGAGAAAGAGGAGCUAUGUAUUAUCUCGUUGUUCUAUUACAAAACCCAGAACUCAGC
Molecule: messenger RNA, 2519 nt
Organism: Rhododendron vialii
Lineage: Eukaryota; Viridiplantae; Streptophyta; Magnoliopsida; Ericales; Ericaceae
Exons: 2
Coding region: 44-1258 (404 amino acids)
Molecular function (GO): protein binding
Source: RefSeq, a predicted model, not a curated record